CCAAAUUGGCGGUGUUGUGCCUUCACAGUUCACUGUCCCUUUUCAAAGAAUCCUCUCGAAAAUCAUGCCACGGCUGCGUAUCCCGCAGAUCCUCUUUUGGUGCUGGGUUACCUACUGUCAAGCAUGGCCGCUCGUACAUGGCCAGGCAGCCCGGGUCCACCGCUGGCGAGUGGUGCCUCCCUCGUCAGACCUACCAACAGGAGGGCGCUGCGAUGUUGGAAUGCUGCAGGAUAUUGAUGAGACCGGCAACAAGGACCUGUACUUAGUCGGCGGAGGAGAUGCGACUGUUGCGGAUGGCCUCAACAGUGCCGCGGUUUCGGAUGUCUGGCUGUACAAGCCCUCGACCAACGUAUGGAUGAAACAGAUAAAUUCGUCAGUCUUGCUACGCUACCCGGCGUCGGCAAAGCUUGGUCGGACGAUCUACUCCUGGGGAGGGUACUUGGGCGACAUAUACACAGUGAAUCUGGUCAACGCCCUGAAUCUCGACACCAUGACGUUCCGCCCAACCGUGUCGCUCUCCAGCAUUCCCAAGAUGGCUUUCUCCCGCGGAGUGGGGAUAGAGCCUUCGACCAUGCUCAUAUUUGGAGGGGGCGCCCCCUCGAGCCCAGUAUGGAAGUACAACUCCAAGAUCUAUAGCAUCAACGUAAAUGAUUCCACCAGCAAUGUCGGCGUUUCUGCAACAGCAAUCGACGCAGGCCUACCAGCAGCAUCGCAUCCCGCGGUGCUUCGCCUCGACAACUACAUCAAUGGCAAACCAGGGAUCCUGUUUCUUGGUGCCCGCAAGACGGCAUCAGCGCUGGGGCUUGACAGCUACGACAACACUGCGUACAUCAUUGAUCCGAAUGACAGUUUCAAACUGUACAAAUUGAACCUCACGCCGGAGUCUGCGCUGCCUACUGGGGAGACACAGUCGAUUCUGCUGAUUGAGGAUCCUAAGCUAGGCCGCGUGGUAUACGUCGUUGGAAACUACCUUCUUUGGAGAUUGGGCGCCUACUACAACGGUGUACCCUCCCGGCUCAUCCUCCCACCCUUUGAAGACAUCGCGGCAGGGACACCGGUGACCUGGGAACUUCUGCAGACCAAAAAUCCGUCAUUCAUACAACGCAUGGCAGCGCCUGUAUUGUUUGAGGCGCCGGGACAUCGCUUGAGAGUGUAUGGGGGAUGCGGGGAUACUUUGCCGCCGAUUACGCAGACUAUGGUGGAUUUAAUGAUUGAUGACGAAGGCGGCAACGCCACCACGAGCCGCAUCCUUCCACCCAAUCCCGGCCCCUACACCGCCGGUUCAACCGUCACUUUCCAGCUCGAACUCCGCGACGAAGACUCCCAACCCCUCCUCUACGGCGGCGACAAGAUCAGCGCAACGCACUUCAACACCUUCACCUCAGUCCUCGGCUUCGCGAGCGUCCAAGACCAUACCAACGGGACCUACACCGUGUCGUUCCCUGUAGAGCAAUCCGGGAACUACACUGUCAGCCUCGUUCUAAACGGCCACGCCUUUGAUAUCCCCGCGCUCCGCAAGCCCAUCAUCGCCAUCUCCGCGGAGGCGCACGCUAGCACGUCCUCCUUGCAAUUCGCCGACAGCAGCGGGAGCGCUUCAAGCGGAUCAAGCGGGACAUCCACCGGCUCUGACGACCAAAGCGUGGCUAUGUCAGUCGAGAACCUCUCAAAUGCGAAGUUCGGCAUCAGUCUCACUGACGCCUUCCUCAACCAUCUCACCGCCGCACAGGCAGCCGCCGCCCUCAGCUCCCUCUCCGUUGUCAUCCGCUACGUCAGCGGACCGUCGGCGGGAACGACGCUCGCGCCUGAUACCCCGACCAUCAGCAACAGCUCCAUCUUCGUGGCGUUCACACCCACCGCCGUGGGGAAGCUGAGCGUGGAUGUGGCGCUUGGCGGGGACCCGUUAUCCGGAUCCCCGUUUGCGAUUGUUGUUACCCCGGACCCUGUCACGGCGCUAGGGGAGCCUGUGAGUCUGGCGGUUGGGUCGAAGACUGGGAUUGCGUUUGUGGUGCUUACGGUGUUGGGACUGCUUGUAGCCGUUGUAUUUAUGGGGUUCAUUUGGGUGCAUCGGGAGAACAAGAUCAUCAAAGCCAUCUCGCCAGUGCUUUGCAUGUGCUGCCUCUUAGGCACUCUGUUACUGUACACCUCCAAUAUGUGGCUUUUUGGGAAACCUUCCAACGCAACGUGUGUCGUGCAACCCUUUUGGCUCUCCAUCGGCUACUCAUUCCUCAUCACGCCUCUCCUCGCCAAGCUUUACCGUCUCUUCGUCAUCUUCGCCGGCACCGAACGCACGACAGCUGUAAAAACCAACCAACUCACCGGCUUUGCCUUGAUCCCCUCUCUCAACAUCCUCAUCUGCAUCAUCUGGUCCGCAAUCGACGCGCCAAAACCGGGCAUCACAAACCUCACCAGCGCGCGGCUCUGGGAAUGCCACUCGGACGAUUCCACAGUCGGCACAGCUGCCCUCUGGUCGCUCAUAGGCUUCAACGCCCUCUGCACCGUCGCCGGCGCAUUUCUGGCUUACCUCACCCGCAACGUUUACUCCCGCUUCGACGAGUCCAAGGCCGUCGGACUCACCGUGUACACCACCACCGUCGUCGGCGGGAUGCUGCUCGCCGUCCUGUACCUCGUCCCGGACGUGGCCGAGGUACAAUUGUGGUUACGGUUCCUAGCCGUGUGGCUGCCCACCACCCUCGCGACGUUCAUCCUCUUCGCCGGUCGACUGUGGAGCGUGCUGACCACCCACGCCACACGCCAGCAGCGCAUCGCGAAUCCUUUGUCGUCGCACACUAAAAGUGGGACCUCGCCGGUGAAGGGGGGAAGACGCGCGUCGAGGAAGGGGAGUGGGGGCGGCGCCGCGACGAUUAUGGAUAGUAGAGGUUUGACUGACUCGGAGGCGACGUCGCAGCUCAGGAGGGCCUCCAAAGGUGCCAAACGACGGAAGAAUAUUGGCGCGAUGGAUGCGGCGUUUGGGAGUAUGCAGAUUGUGUGGCGACGGAUUGGAUGGUUCCGUGUUUGGCAGACUGGCACGCUGUACUGGUGUCCCCAGCACAACAUUGGCAUCAUCAGCAUCGAAGGAGGAAAGUGGAACUCUGGCCAACGACUGCCCCGCACCGGCACGCUCUCCACCUAUCUCGUCAACCCCGCAUCCGGUAAAACCAGCGACAGCGAUACGGGCUCAACAGUAACAGCGAUCCGCAUCAAGUCCAACGACACCGUGAUCAAGCACGACUUUGAGCUACUCUUCGAAUCCGAUACAAUCGCCAACGAGGUUCUUGUAGCGUUGACGCCGUUGUAUGACGGACAUACUGGUUUCUCAAAGUCAGUGGAGGAAAUGUAUCCAUCUGCGAGGAAUUUGGGUCCUGCAGACCUGCCUGAACCCAUCGCGGAGGAGGACGUAUCGCAAGUAUAGGAAGUGGGGGUCGUCUGCAAACACAUAGCGGGCCUGUCGCGGAGUUUGAGAGCCGCGCUGUCGUAUUGGAAAAGUAACGCUAAUUGAAAAAAAAA
Fimicolochytrium jonesii is the source of this 3504-nucleotide messenger RNA. Its product is annotated as 7 transmembrane sweet-taste receptor of 3 GCPR-domain-containing protein. Bases 65 to 3409 code for a protein of 1114 amino acids. Gene Ontology annotation, biological process: gamma-aminobutyric acid signaling pathway; G protein-coupled receptor signaling pathway. NCBI's taxonomy places the organism in Eukaryota, Fungi, Chytridiomycota, Chytridiomycetes, Spizellomycetales, Powellomycetaceae. Gene Ontology annotation, molecular function: G protein-coupled GABA receptor activity; protein binding. Gene Ontology annotation, cellular component: membrane; G protein-coupled receptor heterodimeric complex. The record is from RefSeq and is a predicted model, not a curated record. The transcript is spliced from 10 exons.